AUGAGCACAUGUCGAUGGUGUACACUUAGUGGUUCUGACACCACUGAGUUCCUGAAGGACUAUGCUUCCAACCAGUUGUCCCCAGAAGAUCUGGAAGGCUCCAACGAUGAUCUCUGUUACUGCCUGGAAUGUGUCGUUGAAUACCACAAAGCAAGGGAGAUUUUUCCAAGGAUGCACCAGGUCUUGUGGGAGUUGGAAACCUCCCGACUUAUUGCCCACUUUGAGAAAUCCAUGCAAGAAGAAGAUGAAGCUGCUGAUGAGUUAUAUCUAGUGGAUGAGAAUGGAGACACUUUGCUGUCUGGUUAUGUGGGCCCAGAUUUUGAGAACAACUUGAGAGUCCCUCUGCUAGAAAUCCUGAAGUAUCCUUAUCUGCUGCUGCAUGAGAGAGUCAGUGAAUUGUGUGUACAGGUGCUCUGUAGGAUGGAAGAAAGCCACAGUUCCUUUCAGGUCUUUGAGAAACAUCCAGGAAUUUACCUCUUUUUGGUUCAUCCAAAUGAAGUGAUUCGUCGCUGGGCCAUCCUAACAGCAAGGAAUUUAGGGAAAGUUGACAGGGAUGAUUACUAUGAAUUGCAGGAAGUGCUGACUUGCUUGUUCAGAGUCAUUGAGUUGGGGCUUUUUGAGAGUCCAGAUAUUUAUAGCUCUUCAAUGACUGAAAAGGGUAAACUCAUCCUUCUGCCAUCGUAUUUGUAUGACACUACCAACUACAAGAACUAUUGGCUAGGGAUUUGCAUGUUGCUAACAGUGCUGGAAGAAGAAGCUAUGGACUCCUUGUUGCUGGGCCCAGACAAACAGAAUGAUUUCAUGCAGUCAAUACUCCACACCAUGGAGAAAGAAGGAGCUGAUGAUUCUACUGACCCCUUCUGGCCAGCGCUGCAUUGUUUCAUGGUUAUCUUGGAUCAGCUUGGAUCAAAAGUCUGGGGUCAGCUUAUUGAUCCUGUCCAGGCCUUUCAAACCAUUAUCAACAGUGUGAGCUACAACAAUGAAAUAAAAAACAUCCGCAGUAGCUUUAUGAGGACAAAAUCUGAGCCAGAGCCAUAUGAGGAUGAUGAGAUGAUAACCUGCAGUCAGAUUGUGUACAAUUACAACACAGAAAAGCCUCAAAAGGACACGGGAUGGAAGGCUGCCAUUUGCCCGGAUUACUGCCCCAGCCUGUAUGAGGAUAUGCAGACGCUGGCGACCGUGCUUCAGUCUGACAUUGGCAGAGACAUGCGUGUCCACGAGAGCACAUUCCUCUGGUUCAUCCCUUUUGUUCAGUCGCUGAUGGACCUGAAGGACCUGGGUAUGGCAUACAUAGUCGAAGUCAUUCACUACCUCUGCUCGGAAAUCAAAGAUACCCUCAACAAAACGAUCCAGCAGUGCGAUAAGAUCGCUGAAUUUUUUCUCCUGAUCUUGGUGUCCGUCAUUGAAUUGCACAGGAAUAAGAAGUGCCUGCACUUGCUGUGGAUUAGCUCCCAGGAGUGGGUGGAAGCAGUGGUGAGAUGUGCCAAGCUGCCUGCCUCAGCGUUCACCUGCCGCACCGACAAGGCCCCCAGCCUGAGAGGUUCCCCGGGGUCUCUGCAAGCUUCCAACUCUGUGCAGCAUGCCUGUGUGCAGCUGAUACGCAGCCUUCUGAAAGAGGGCUAUCAAAUUGGGCAGCAGGCUCUUUGCAAGCAAUACCUAAACAAACUCAACCUUCUCCUGCGAGGAAAUCUGUCUCUGGGCUGGCAGCUGAACGACCAGGAAACUCAGGAACUGCAGGUGUGCCUAAGGCAGGUGAUAAGAAGCAUAAAGAACAGACCACUGAAUACCGCUGCUGGGUCUGUAAAGCUAGAGAAGAAUGAUGAUGGCUGCAAGGUGAGUGGACGUGGCAGAGAUGACCUUUCUUCACUAACUGGUGCCACAUCAAAGGAAGGGGGAGAUGGAGAUUGUCAGGAGAGCCCUUUCCUCAGAAGAAAGAGUGUUUGGGAACAGGAAUGCAGGGAUCCAUCUACAAGUACAAGGUGUUGGACAUCCACAAAAGGCCUCUUGGUGAAUAUUAAGAAGGAACCUGAUGUAUCUCCAGCUCAGAACUCUUUGGCAGCAAAAUCAUGUAGGAAAGUUCAGGAGAACAGGGCAGAUGAUCUUGUGGCAGGGAAGUGCCACCCGGAUAAUCGGAACCUUAAUCCAAAUGCACAGUGUUCAGAUUGCAGGAGAGGCCUGGAAACCCAAUGUGAAGCAGGACCUCCAGUGCACCUGGCUGCUCCACCUUGUGUUGCUCCUCAUGGGGGUGUUCACAGCUUGGAUAGAAAGGAGAGCAAUGCAGCUCCCAGUUCUCCUUCAAAGCUUAAGGUAGAUAACUUGAAACUCAGGGAUCUGAAAGUCACAAUAGAGAGGUUAGAACUGCCCUUAAUGGAGCAGCCAGCAAAGCCACCUGACUUGAAGAACUCUUCAGCAAAAAGUGCUUCAAAAGCAGAGGCAGAUCAACCCAAGCUGGGUACUGGCUGUUCAGGUACAAGCAAAGACUGUCCUAAAUAUCAGGGAAGGAGUACUGUGUGUGGAAAGGACACCUCUGUUGCUACUCCACCUUUGAGGAGUCGUGAAAGUCCACAGAGGAAAAGUGUCAGCUUUGCUUUACAAACCAGCCUGGUCCCCAGUAAAGUAGCAAAGAAAUCACCAGUAGAUUGCUCUGUCUCCUUUAAAGAUAAACCAGCUUUGCAGAGGAGUGAAGAUGAUGAUUUGCUUUCAGAGACUGGUGACACCUCAGUGAAAAAAGCAUCCACUGAAAAAAAGUCAAAUUUGCCCUUGAAUCCUGCAUCUAAAACAAACCCUGGCAUGGAAAAACCUUCAGACUGGAAACAACCUCGUUUAACUGACUGGGUUAAAUCUGACUGCAGAGGUCAUGUUUCAAAGACUUCUGGUAUGGAGAAAACUUUAGCAAAUGGUCGUGUGCCAUCUGGCUCAGAAAACAAGAGGGACCUGUCCAGCCCUGCUUCUCAGAGGAGGCCACUGUCUGUGAAGGGUGGAUCAAGUGACAGGUUGUUGGAAUUUUCAGAGUAUUUCAAGAGAGAAAACAGUUCAGUGGUGAAGAAAAAGAAAGGUAGUGUGGAGGUAGAGCCUGAAGACAAUGCUUUAAUGGACUCCCACGCUGAUAGAGAGCUCAGUAAAUUAUGUUUAACUGCCUAUGCCAAAGGUGUCAAUUUUGCCUUUGAUUCCAGACAAGAAAGCUCAGUCCAUCAUAGUGUGAGUGAUGUUAAAAGGAAGGUGAAAGGUGCUGUCAGAUUUUCCUGUGAUGACCAAAGUACCAAGCCUUCCUCUGAUGAUGGCAAUCAAACCAUUGUAAUUUCAGACUCUUCUGAAGAAGAAGAAAAUGUGGCUGAGGAGGAGGAACCAAAAGAAGUCAAUGAAACAGUGUCCCUUGACAAGCAGCCUUUGACUUCCAGCUGCAUUUCUGAGUUGAUAUCUCCAAGCUUUCACUUGUCUCUGGAAGAAUGUGAGUCUCAGUGCUUUGAGUUUGAAACAGAUGAGGAUGUCUACUCAGUUUGGUCAGACACUCAAGCGUUGGAACCAACUCAGGAGUACAAACAAGAUCAGCUUUCAACCACAGCUGGCAGAGGUAAUUCAGGCGAUGCACAGAGCGACGACACCCUUGACCACACCAUUGAGUGGGGUUAUGAAGUGGACUACAUAACUGAUGAGAUGAUGGAAGAAGUAACCAACAUAGAGAAGCAGCUAGAAAAGCAGCCAGAAGAUACUCCUCAUAAGGAAGAAGAUGGUCAUACAAAAAAAGCAGCUCACUCAGUGUUGCAAGAAUCUGUUAGUAAGAGAAAUAUGGAAGAUCAGCUGGAGAAUGUUGCAGACAAAGUUCCAACCGUUGCUCAAGACUUCACCCUGGACUCAGCUGAACCCAGACCAUCUACAUCUAACAUGUCCUUGGCUUCAAAGUUGGCCCUUAAGAAAAAGAGUGUGAGCCCACGGAACAGCAUAGCCAAGCUCAAGGUAGCAAAAACCAUUCAGAGAAGUCCUAAAAACCCUCUUCUUAAACCAGCACAGAGUAAACUACUUCUCAACACCUCAGUGUCACAACCUGGCAGGUCACUGCCUGCAGUGGUUCCUCCGAGGAAGGUUAGGCAGUGUCCUGUCCCAGCAUCAACUGCAGAAAAGCUUGGUCUGAAGAAGGCACCUCGCAAGGCGCUUGAGCUGUCCCAGCGCUCUCUGGAGAGCAUAGUUAAGCUACGUAGCUACGGGAAAGCUGCAGGGAGGGUUGGGCUGCCACAGAAACGGAAGACAAAGCCAAUUGCUGCUCAGAGUUUGUCCGUAAAGCAUAACAAAAAAUUUCUAGCCUGUCAGGACUUUUUAAGGAAGACAAGGCCCCCAAAACGUGUCAGAGAACCUCUGGGAGGUUCUGAGAGUAGAAACAAAGUUAGGAAAGUGGAUGUAAAGUUAAAGAAACCAAAGCCUCCAAGUUCGGAACUGGCAUCUGGUGAAGGAUCUGUUAAAAAACAAAGAGACAAAGGGAAGAAGGCUGUUUGUCCCUCUGAGGAGCCACAUGUCUCUAAACUGCUCAGUUCUUUAGGCUCAACCAGAAGAUCAGAGGAUGGCAGCAUGAUGGUUGCUCCCAUAACUACAGUUUCAAGUCCCUCUUCCACUGUGCUUGUUGGAGAUGAUAAAGAUAAACCACCAGGCAAAGGCUAUGUUGUCCAGCCUGAGUCUGAGAAGACAACUUCAACAGAAAAUGGGUGUGAAGCAGCUGAGGACAGUGAAGAUGAUGAUAAUUUGUUUUUAACUCAGUUAGAUCCUGUGGACAUGGAGUUAUGUUCCCAGGUGGAAAGUGUUGAAGAUAGUACUACAGGUAGCAAAAAGCCUGAGGAGAUGGACGCUGCCGAGAGCCUUCAGCAGAGUGAAGCCUCAGCUGUGGUGAAAUGCAAGCACACAGACUGUGUGGAGAAGGUGGGAAAGCCAGGAGAGUACUGCAGGAAGCAUUCAGCCAGCAGCUCGGAAGGAGACCAUGUGUUUGCCAUACCUCUCCUGCCCCCUCCUAAAGCAAGAAAGCCUUCCACCACCAAAAUCUUUAGCUCAGCGACUUCUUCACGCAGUGCAGCCUUCAGCAAGGACCUAGAGGAUGGUAAAAAGCUGCCCCCAGCUUCAAAAAGCAAAGUGAUUGCAGCCAAACAGACGGUGGUCAGGCCCCCCAGUGUGAGGACUGCACCAGCAGCUGUUCAGCCCCGCAGGGCUCCAAGUCUGAGUAACGUACCUCAGCCCUACGGUUACGGCAACGUUCUCCAGUCACACAACAGACAGAAUGAGAUUGCUCCAGCUGCUUCCAGAGGAGCUGCCAGAAGCAGCCAUGCUGCUGGCCUUGGCGCUCAGCAGCGGGACAACAACACUUUUGUGAAUGAAGUUCUGAACUGGACUUAUGAAUCCAUUGCAACCUGCAGCCAGUUUGGACCUCCGAAUAACCUCCUGCAGUCUGUUGUGGCCCCUGUUCCUGUCCACUUCCAGGGAUACAAUGACUAUUUCAAUACCUUCUUCCCCUUGAUGAUGCUGAAUGCCUUUGAAUCACUGGCCCAAGGCUGGAUAGAAAACCAGAGAGGAAGAGAGAAGAGUUACUACCUGCUCUGUAAGAGUGAGCUGCCAGACUUCCGUGCUGAUGUGAACACAGCACAUUUUGAAGCUCAUCUUCGAGAAGUGGAUUUGGCAAGGCAGCUUCAUCCCAAGGAGGACGAUGUAGUCUUUUUGGUGGUCCAGAAUAAAAAAGACUCCUUCAAGGAAGAAAAGGAGACAGAAGACUCUAAAGCGUAUCAUGUUGGGCUUGUGACACGGUUUUAUCGUGCCUCUGGCUCUUCAGCCAGACAGAAGGAGCAGCACACUGUCUAUCAUGUUUCUGUGCAAACUCGAGGCAAUUUGUCCUUCUCCAAAAACAAGCAAGUGAAGUGUGUGGUGGUUGGCUCCCUGGUGACCACACGCCGGGAGUUCAGAAGUCUGCUGCUGCUGAGCAGGAGUCCCCUGGCUAAAGCCAUCAUAAAUCCAUCUUACAACGACUUCUGCCCCAGAGAUUUGCCUGUAGCUUCAGAAAGUGCUGCAUCUGAUAUGAAUGACUACAAUGAAGGGCAGAAGAGAGCCAUUGAGACAGCUUAUGCCAUGGUCAAGCAGCAUCCAGGGCUUCCCAAGAUCUGCCUCAUCCAUGGCCCACCUGGAACUGGGAAAUCCAAAACUAUUGUUGGCCUCUUGUCUCGUGUCUUGAGAGAAAACACUCAGAAUGAGAGAACAGCCAGAAAAACAAAUCCCAAGAUCAAGCCAAACCGUUUCCUGGUCUGCGCACCAUCCAAUGCUGCUGUGGAUGAACUGAUGAAAAAGAUCAUCGUGGCUUUUAAAGAGAAAUGUCAGAACAGGCAGGAGCCUCUGGGAAAUUGUGGGGAUAUCAAAUUGGUGCGAAUUGGGGCUGAAAAAGCAAUCAACAGUGAAGUCCUAGGAUUUAGCCUGGAUAAGCAAGUUCAACACAGAAUGAAAAGAAAGACAGCUGACUUGGAGAAGGAUAUUCAGAAGAAGAAAGAAUCCAUAGACCGAAGGCUGGAUGAGCUGAUCCGUCAGCGUGCCAUGAACAGAUGUGGGAAGAGGGAGAGUCAAAUGAUAGAUGAUGAAUUUAACAGAGUUUCAAAGGAGAGAGAACAUCUUGCAUCUCAGCUAAAAGAGGUUCGGGCACACUCUCAGAAAGUGCAGGCAGAAAUCAUCCUGGAGUCUGACAUCAUCUGCUGCACGCUGAGUGCCAGUGGAGGAGGCCUGCUGGAAUCUACUUUAUCCAGGCAAGGAGUUGAUCCUUUCAGCUGUGUCAUUGUGGAUGAGGCAGGGCAGUCCUGUGAGGUCGAAACACUGAUCCCACUGAUCCAUCGCUGCAAUAAACUUGUCCUGGUUGGAGAUCCCAGACAGCUUCCUCCUACUGUAAAAUCAGUAAAAGCUCAGGAGAAUGGCUAUGACCAGUCCUUGAUGGCAAGGCUGCACAGGCACCUGGAGGAGCAACUCCAGAGCACCAUGUUCCGCAGCCUGCCGGUGGUGCAGCUGACUGUGCAGUACAGGAUGCACCCUGACAUCUGCCUCUUCCCAUCCAACUAUGUUUAUGGCAGGACUCUAAAGACUGACAGAGCAACAGAAGAGAGCAGAUGUUCUUCAGACUGGCCCUUCCAGCCCUACCUCAUCUUUGAUGUUGGAGAUGGUCGUGAGGAGCGAGACAAUGACUCUUUCAGCAAUCCUCAGGAAGUAAAGCUGGUGAUGGAAUUAAUUAAAGCAAUUAAAGCAAGAAGGAAGGAUCUGGGCCUUCGUCGCAUUGGGAUAAUUACCCCCUACAGUGCCCAGAAAAAGAGAAUUCAAAGGCAGCUGGACAAAGUGUUUGGGAGUAACAGCCCAGGAGAAGUGGAUACAGUGGAUGCCUUCCAGGGACGAGAGAAGGACUGCGUCAUAGUGACCUGCGUCCGGGCGAACGCCACCAAAGGCUCCAUUGGGUUUCUGGCAAGCCUUCAGCGCCUGAACGUCACAAUUACCAGAGCCAGGUUCAGCCUCUUCAUCCUUGGAAGACUGGAAACACUCAUGGAAAACAAGGACUGGAACGAGUUGAUUCAGGAUGCUCAUAAAAGGGGAGCCAUUAUCAAGACAUCAGAAGAAAGCUACAAGAGAGAUGCUCUUAAGAUCUUGAAGCUCAGGCCAACAGUAUGGUGUCCAACCAAGGCAGGGACAAAGACACCUGCUCUGCAGCCUUCUUCUUCCAGUGGCAAGAGGCCUGAGCUUGCAAAGCCACAGGAGGCCAGCAGCAGCCCACUGGGACCUGCUGCUGGCCAGGCAGUGCCACAAGGAAGCCGAGGCCCCCAGCAGGCACAGGGAGCUGAGGCUGUGGACUCCAGCAGAGGCAGUGUCUCCACACCUGUGGAGGCUGCAGCACCUCCUGCUGCUCAAGAGAAGCCAAGGGACCCAAGGAGGGCAGGCAUGGCUGGUAGGACUGAGGCAAAAGGGAAGGAGCAGGCCUCCCAAAGUAGCAGUUGGGCACCCCGGAAUGCUCCAGGGUCAACACCACAGCAAGGUCUUGAGGUGUCCUCAGCCAGCAGGGACCAGAGUUCCAGAGCAGAAACUCCUAAGAAGCCCCAGCAAGGGAUGGAACCUUGUGAGCUGCCCUCCACAUCACCUUCCCGAGCUCAACACGAGCACGACCAGAGAGCUGCUGUGCUGAGAAGGAGCUCCACAGCCCCCCGGGAAGGAGCUCAUGGGGAGGGCAGCAGGAGGAGCAGGGACAGUCAUGCUCCAAGAAGAAGACCAGAGAGCACAGAACCCAGCAGUGCCAAGAGGAGGAAGACCUCUCGCUGACUGCGGCUUUGGCUCCUCUCUGAAAAAUCUAUUCCCUGAUUUCUGUCUGGCAAGGACUGUUUUAAAUUAUUUCCUACUCCUGGAACUCCCUUCUGUUGAUACCUUAGCUGUCAGCAGGUCUAGCUUGGUCCCAUCCUGUCCCUAAUUGUGAAGGGCACUUUAUACCUAACAGUUGAGAGCUUCCAGCUUUUGGAGAUGCAGUGAAUGUUGGUCACCUAGCGAGUGAAGUGUGAAAGUUGUAAAUGUUUCCUGAUGUAUAUUUGUACAGUACACAAAUAUUAUUUUAAGAUCAAA
Molecule: messenger RNA, 8598 nt
Organism: Indicator indicator
Lineage: Eukaryota; Metazoa; Chordata; Aves; Piciformes; Indicatoridae
Gene: SETX
Product: senataxin
Exons: 25
Coding region: 1-8304 (2767 amino acids)
Biological process (GO): termination of RNA polymerase II transcription
Cellular component (GO): nuclear body
Molecular function (GO): transcription termination site sequence-specific DNA binding; helicase activity
Source: RefSeq, a predicted model, not a curated record